Trypanosoma cruzi is the source of this 1179-nucleotide messenger RNA. RefSeq lists its product as uncharacterized. NCBI's taxonomy places the organism in Eukaryota, Euglenozoa, Kinetoplastea, Trypanosomatida, Trypanosomatidae. Gene Ontology annotation, cellular component: cytoplasm. The transcript has a single exon. Gene Ontology annotation, molecular function: chromatin binding; protein binding. The record is from RefSeq and is a predicted model, not a curated record. Bases 1 to 1179 code for a protein of 392 amino acids.
AUGUCCUUGUGUCACACGGCCUCUCGCUGGCGCAGCGUGCAGUGCACGGGAGAUAUCCCACCGGGAAGAAUAGGACACACCUUAUGCGCCAACGGCACGGAGACCAAAAUUUUCCUCUACGGUGGUGUCAAUGACAGGAAUGAGAGUAUUUCUAACUACUUGGAUGAUCUUUACGUGUUUGAUGUGAAUAAAAAGCAUUGGUCAAAGAUUGAGAUGACAGGACAGGUGCAGUGCUCCAGGGCGUUUCACUCCGCUGUGUAUUAUGAGGGGAAAAUAUAUAUAUUUGGUGGAUGCAAUGGACGUGGGAGGUUCAAUAAGUUGUUUUCCACUAGUGAGGAGGGUCUGUGUGCACAGAUUGAGGCUAGCGGUCAGCCACCAUCAACUCGGUAUUGCCAUAGCGCUGUGUUGUUUGAGAGGUGCAUGUAUAUAUUUGCUGGUAAAUGCGGCGGCCGGAACAGCAACAGACGCCUUUCGGACCUUUACCUUUUUGAUUUCCAGACAAACACAUGGAUGGAGUGCCCGCAACAUGGGGAUCCACCGACCCCACGCUCAGCCCACGCCGCUUUCACAUGUGGACGCAAUAUGAUCAUGUUUGGUGGGCGCAGCGCCCAAGGAGAGUGCUGUGAAGAUAUGUACAUGUACAAUUACGACACUUGCAUGUGGCGGCCGAUUGAGUCCCCUAACAGCGGCCCUCUCUUUGGCAGAGCGCGGAACAGCGUCGUAGUGCAUCAUGGCAGGGUUGUCGUCUUUGGCGGGUGGAAUGGAAAAAAGAAACUGAACGACCUCUUCACUUAUCAUGUGGAUUCGAACACAUUUGAGGUUAUGCACGAGCCGGAUGAAAACUGCCCGUCUAGGAGGGAAUGUCACGUCGCUGUUGUCUGCAAGAACACGAUGGUGGUGUUCGGAGGUCGGUUUCGGGGGGAGUUUAUGAGCGACACGGCGGAGCUUGACCUUGGGCCCAAGACACUGAAGCAGAACUGUCGCGACUGGAUCCUGCGGAGUAGUUUCAAGGAGUUGCACUCGAACCGUGGAGAACGGCUUCCACUGCGGCUGCAGCAAUUUAUUGAGAGCUGGAGGCAGCUGAUAUGCAGGGUGGAGAAGAUUGAACCGCGAACACCGUUGCAAGAUAGUGCUCCCAAUGAGGCUCUUUCUUCUGAUAGCAACUCCCAGCAUGGUUGA